Messenger RNA from Electrophorus electricus (electric eel), 960 nucleotides. RefSeq names its product olfactory receptor 2AT4-like. Gene Ontology annotation, biological process: G protein-coupled receptor signaling pathway. The record is from RefSeq and is a predicted model, not a curated record. Gene Ontology annotation, cellular component: membrane. Lineage: Eukaryota; Metazoa; Chordata; Actinopteri; Gymnotiformes; Gymnotidae. Gene Ontology annotation, molecular function: G protein-coupled receptor activity; olfactory receptor activity.
AUGGACCGACAUGCCAAUUCCACAACAAUUACAGAAUUCUUCCUCCUUGGAUUUCCAGGAGUUCUUCCAGAAUAUUACGCAGCAGUUGGAACCCUUCUUCUCUUCAUUUAUCUCACACUUUCAGGGGGGAACAUUUUCAUUAUUGCAUUUGUGUCUUAUGAAAAGAGCCUUCAGAAACCAUGCUACCUGAUCUUUUGUAAUCUCGCUGCAGUAGACUUUAUUUUUGGAACAGUCACAAUGCCUAAAAUAAUUGCAAAGUACCUGUUAAAAGAUGAAACUCUGUCAUUCCAUGCUUGCUUUGUACAAAUGUUUUUUAUUCAUUAUCUUGGGACUGUGACAUCUCUCACUUUGCUAUUAAUGGCUGCUGAUCGAUUUAUUAGUAUAUGUAACCCCCUCAGAUACCCUGCGAUUAUUACAAAUCAGUCCAGUGCAAUUGCAUGUGCAGUGUUCUGGGUAAUUCCAGUGGUGUGGUUGCCUGUGGUAGUUCAUCAGACCAUAGCUGUGCCCUAUUGUGACUCCAAUAUAAUAACACAAUGCUUUUGUGACCUAGCUUCAAUAACUAGACUGGCCUGUGGUGAUUUAAAGAGUAUUACAUUUUUUUCUUUUAGUAUAGCUAUGAUUGUGCUUUUGGGACCCCUUGCUUUCAUUAUAUUCUCCUACAUAGCAAUCAUCUUAACUGUCUUAAAAAUAUCCAAUGUUCAAGCAAAGUACAAAACAUUCUCCACGUGUAGUCCUCAGCUUCUUAUCAUAUGCCUUUACUAUCUGCCACGAUGUGCUGUCUAUAUUACUGAUGUAAAGGUUCAAAUGAACUUUGCUAAUCGCAUUAUGGUGAUUAUGUGGUAUAGUCUGUUUCCCCCUCUUGUUAAUCCAAUGAUAUUCUGCUUUCGAACUAGGGAAAUUCGAGAAUCUGUCAUGAUGAAGCUGAGAAAAAUUCACAAUGAUCAACUGAAAGCUCCCUGA